Molecule: messenger RNA, 1296 nt
Organism: Penicillium malachiteum
Lineage: Eukaryota; Fungi; Ascomycota; Eurotiomycetes; Eurotiales; Aspergillaceae
Exons: 6
Coding region: 1-1296 (431 amino acids)
Biological process (GO): L-leucine catabolic process
Molecular function (GO): 3-methylbutanoyl-CoA dehydrogenase activity; flavin adenine dinucleotide binding
Source: RefSeq, a predicted model, not a curated record
AUGGGCUCCAUCAAGGUCGCCUCCCUCCUCCGCACCUCCACCCGUACAUCUACCCGCUCCCUGUGGAACGGUAUCCCCGCACGCGCCUUCGCCCGCAGCAUAUCGACAAAACACCCUGCAGGCUUUAUACCACCUAGCGAAGAUGAGCUUGUAGAGCUACGAGAGCGGGUGCAGGACUUCACAAGACGUGAGAUCCCUGCUGAGGUUGCGGCCCGAACCGAUGAAGUGAACAAUUUUCCAGCAGAAAUGUGGAAGAAGCUUGGAGAUGCUGGGUUUCUGGGUAUCACGGCUGAUGAAGCUUAUGGUGGGCUGGGAAUGGGUUACCAAGCGCACUGUGUUGUGAUGGAAGAAAUAAGUCGAGCGUCAGGAAGCAUUGGUCUUUCCUACGCCGCUCACUCCCAACUUUGCGUUAAUCAAUUAUCGCUGAAUGGCAACGAAAAACAAAAGGAGCGCUUCCUGCCCGGGCUACUCUCUGGAGACAAGAUUGGUGCUUUGGCCAUGUCAGAGCAUUCGGCUGGCUCUGAUGUAGUCAGUAUGAAGACUACAGCAAAGGAAGUAGAUGGAGGUUGGGUGUUGAACGGGACAAAGAUGUGGAUUACCAAUGGCCCCGAAGCAGAUUAUAUCGUUGUCUAUGCUAAGACCGAGCCUACAAAGGGAUCUAAGGGAAUCACGGCCUUUGUUGUAGAGAAGACGUUCGAGGGUUUCUCGUGUGCCCAGAAGUUGGAUAAGCUGGGCAUGCGCGGCUCCAAUACCGGCGAAUUGGUUUUUGAUAACGUCUUUGUUCCUCGAGAGAAUCUCUUGGGAGAAAUCAACCGGGGUGUGAAGGUGUUGAUGGAGGGUCUUGAUUUAGAGCGACUUGUUCUGAGUGCUGGUCCUCUGGGACUUAUGCAAGCUGCCCUUGAUCUUGUGCUUCCAUACACACAUACCCGCACGCAGUUCGGGACUCCCAUUGCUCAUAACCAAUUGAUCCAGGGUAAGCUUGCGGAUAUGCACACCAAGCUUGCGGCCUCAAGAGCAUAUACCUAUGCCACAGCACGCCAGGUAGAUAAUGGUGCCGCGGCCCCAGAGCCACUGGUCAUCAGAACCCAGGAUUGCGCCGGUGCGAUUCUGUAUGCUGCCGAGCGCGCAACAGAGUGUGCGCUUGAUGCGAUCCAACUAAUGGGUGGAAAUGGAUACAUCAAUGAGAUCUCUGCUGGACGGUUACUACGGGAUGCGAAAUUGUAUGAGAUUGGAGCAGGCACAAGUGAAAUCCGGCGCAUGGUCAUUGGGCGUGCAUUUAACAAAGAGUAUGCUUAG